Cariama cristata (Red-legged seriema) is the source of this 1654-nucleotide messenger RNA. It is a transcript of the gene SMAD9, whose product is annotated as SMAD family member 9. The record is from RefSeq and is a predicted model, not a curated record. The coding region runs from base 212 to 1642 and encodes 476 amino acids. Gene Ontology annotation, cellular component: heteromeric SMAD protein complex. Gene Ontology annotation, biological process: transforming growth factor beta receptor signaling pathway; regulation of transcription by RNA polymerase II; anatomical structure morphogenesis. Gene Ontology annotation, molecular function: DNA-binding transcription factor activity, RNA polymerase II-specific; RNA polymerase II cis-regulatory region sequence-specific DNA binding; I-SMAD binding. The transcript is spliced from 6 exons. NCBI's taxonomy places the organism in Eukaryota, Metazoa, Chordata, Aves, Cariamiformes, Cariamidae.
CAUCAGCAGUUUCUUGAUGUUUGGAAAGUUCUAAGACCCACCCCGUUGGACUGCUUGUAACCAGUGCCUAAGACUACAAAAACAUCUGUGUGGAAGAACCUUUCCUUGAAGGAAGCGUCCAUCUUGAUAUUGUGGAAUCUCCGUGCAAGCCUUGCAAGGCAAGAGAGCAAUUUGUGCUUCCGUUGACGCUCGUGUGUAAUCUCUGCUUCUUAUGCACUCCAGCACCCCUAUCAGUUCCUUGUUCUCCUUCACCAGCCCUGCAGUGAAAAGGCUGCUGGGCUGGAAACAAGGAGAUGAAGAGGAAAAGUGGGCAGAAAAAGCUGUUGACUCCUUGGUGAAGAAGUUAAAGAAGAAAAAAGGUGCCAUGGAAGAACUGGAAAGGGCUCUGAGCUGCCCAGGUCAGCCCAGUAAAUGUGUCACGAUCCCACGUUCCUUGGAUGGGCGGCUGCAGGUGUCUCACCGCAAGGGGCUUCCCCAUGUCAUAUACUGCAGAGUGUGGCGAUGGCCUGAUUUACAGUCUCACCAUGAGUUGAAACCACUGGAAUGUUGUGAGUUCCCAUUCGGCUCAAAACAGAAAGAAGUGUGCAUUAACCCCUACCAUUACCGGCGGGUGGAAACCCCAGUCCUACCUCCUGUACUUGUUCCAAGACACAGUGAGUUUAACCCUCACCUCAGCCUCCUCGCCAAGUUUCGAAACACUUCUCUGCACAGUGAGCCGCUGAUGCCGCACAAUGCCACCUAUCCUGAUUCUUUCCAGCAUCCUCCAUGCACCCCUUUUCCAUCAUCACCCAGCCACAUGUUCUCCCAGUCACCUAACAGCAUCAGCUACCCCAACUCACCGGGAAGCUCUUCUGGACCGGGAAGUCCUUAUCAGCUCACAGUGGAAACUCCACCCCCACCUUACCAUGCAAGAGAACCUCCAGGAACCCACAAUGGGAGGUCAAUGGAUGCAAUAGCUGAAAGUCAACUAGUGCUGUCUUUGCCCAAUGGAGGUAAAUCUGCCGAUGGAGAAGCUGAAAACUUUCGGCCUGUUUGCUAUGAGGAACCCCAACAUUGGUGCUCAGUUGCCUACUACGAACUCAACAACCGGGUAGGGGAGACUUUCCAGGCUUCCUCUCGAAGUAUCCUUAUAGACGGAUUUACAGAUCCCUCAAAUAACAAAAACAGGUUCUGCCUGGGACUGCUCUCAAACGUAAACCGCAACUCUACUAUAGAAAACACCAGGAGACACAUAGGAAAAGGUGUUCAUCUUUACUACGUCGGUGGGGAAGUUUAUGCUGAAUGUGUCAGUGACAGCAGUAUUUUUGUGCAAAGCCGCAACUGUAACUACCAGCAUGGUUUCCACCCAGCUACUGUCUGCAAGAUCCCCAGUGGCUGCAGCCUCAAGAUCUUCAACAACCAGCUCUUCGCCCAGCUGCUUGCCCAGUCCGUCAAUCAUGGUUUUGAAGUGGUGUAUGAGCUGACCAAGAUGUGUACUAUUCGAAUGAGCUUUGUUAAAGGCUGGGGAGCAGAGUAUCAUCGCCAAGAUGUUACAAGUACGCCCUGCUGGAUCGAGAUCCACCUGCACGGACCAUUGCAAUGGCUGGAUAAGGUGCUGACACAGAUGGGCUCACCUCAUAACCCCAUCUCCUCGGUCUCUUAAGAAUCAUCUCUA